Molecule: messenger RNA, 429 nt
Organism: Danaus chrysippus (African queen)
Lineage: Eukaryota; Metazoa; Arthropoda; Insecta; Lepidoptera; Nymphalidae
Source: the annotation of a GenBank genome assembly
AUGUACAAAACUAGUGUGGACUCAGCGAUCAGUAAAAUAUGCUGUAACGGCACUCUUCUGGGCAAACGCCUGAUAUUCGAAUUGUUGAGAAACCAGCUACCAGAUAAUAUCCACAUUAGAAGGUUAGCCGCCAUCAAACGAAAAGUCUCUGGAGUGAUAGAUUUUAUGAAUCAGCUGCCAUCAUGCUCUGGUUUAGAGAGCAGCGGGCCUUCGCAGUUGAGAGCUUCUUUUUUAACGGUCGCUCACUUGUUACUACGCAACGUGCCUUCCGCGCUCGCUUUGAAAUUCCUCCUCACAGACUCGUUCCUGGCCGUAAUUCGAUUCUGUCGUGGUUUAACUCAUUUCGGGAGUGAGUUUCGGGAAGUGUCGCUAAACCCAGAAAUGGACUUCAACGGACCAUCAGAACUCCGGAAAAUAUCGAAAGAGUGA